Messenger RNA from Lachancea dasiensis, 1185 nucleotides. The record is from the annotation of a GenBank genome assembly. NCBI's taxonomy places the organism in Eukaryota, Fungi, Ascomycota, Saccharomycetes, Saccharomycetales, Saccharomycetaceae.
AUGUCCGUGGACUCCAACCCCUAUGCGCCAAGUCCGCUGGACUUGGUGUCAAACGUGAACAACUUCCAAUUGAUCGAAUCGACGUUGAGAGAGGGCGAGCAGUUUGCGAAUGCGUUUUUCAGCACCGAAAAGAAGAUCGAGAUUGCCAGGGCGCUAGACGACUUUGGUGUGGACUACAUUGAGCUGACCUCGCCUGUCGCCUCCGAGCAAAGCCGCAGUGACUGCGAGGCUAUCUGCAAAUUGGGCUUGAAAGCCAAGAUUUUGACGCACAUUCGUUGCCACAUGGACGACGCCAAAGUCGCCGUGGAGACAGGAGUCGACGGGGUGGACGUUGUGAUUGGAACCUCCCAGUUUCUCAGACAGUUCUCGCACGGCAAGGACAUGAACUACAUCUCGAAGAGUGCCAUCGAGGUGAUUGAGUUCGUCAAGUCCAAGGGUCUCGAAAUCCGUUUUUCUUCUGAGGAUUCUUUUAGAUCCGAUAUUGUGGAUCUACUCAACAUUUACAAGACCGUGAGCGCCAUUGGUGUGAACAGAGUUGGUAUCGCCGACACCGUGGGAUGCGCCAACCCUAGACAAGUGUACGAUCUUGUGAGAACGUUGAAAAGCGUUGUUUCCUGCGACAUCGAGUGCCAUUUCCACGAUGACACCGGCUGCGCGAUCGGUAACGCAUAUUCCGCUUUGGAAGGUGGUGCCAAACUAAUCGACGUGUCCGUGCUCGGUAUCGGUGAGAGAAACGGGAUCACUCCCCUGGGUGGGCUAAUGGCCAGAAUGAUCGUGGCCGCACCAGAAUACGUCAAGUCCAAGUACAAACUGCACAAGCUAAGAGACAUUGAAAACUUGGUCGCAGAGGCAGUUGAGGUCAACGUCCCAUUCAACAACCCAAUUACCGGCUUUUGUGCUUUCACCCACAAAGCCGGUAUCCACGCCAAGGCCAUCCUGGCCAACCCCUCCACUUAUGAAAUCCUGGAUCCUCACGAUUUCGGUAUGAAGAGGUACAUUCAUUUUGCCAACAGACUCACGGGAUGGAACGCUAUCAAAUCUAGAGUUGAGCAACUGAAUCUACAACUGACGGACGACCAAGUCAAGGACGUUACUUUGAAGAUCAAAAAAAUUGGUGAUGUCAGACAACUAAGUAUUGAUGACGUUGACAGCAUAAUUAAGGAGUUCCACUCCGAUAUUCAAUAA